This is a messenger RNA of Cajanus cajan (pigeon pea), 1579 nucleotides long. Its product is annotated as benzyl alcohol O-benzoyltransferase. The record is from RefSeq and is a predicted model, not a curated record. NCBI's taxonomy places the organism in Eukaryota, Viridiplantae, Streptophyta, Magnoliopsida, Fabales, Fabaceae.
GUCCUGAUAGGAUUUUGGCAAGCUCUGUGCACAACCAAUGGCAAACAGCAAAGAAUCUCCAUUCUCCGAUGACUCCCCCAAAGAUAACAUAAUUUUUACAGUGCAUAAGUGUCAACCUGAGUUGGUGGCUCCUGCUAUACCUACACCUCAUGAACUUAAACUACUGUCUGACAUAGAUGAUCAGGACUUCCUACGUUUCCCACCUUCACUCAUCCAAAUUUAUCGUAAUGAAUCACCAACAGUUGAGAAAGAUGCGGUUGAAAUCAUUCGAGAGGCACUCACUAAAACACUUGUUUUCUAUUAUCCAUUUGCGGGUAGGCUUAGGGAGGUGUAUGGUCGUAAAUUGAUGGUGGAUUGUACUGGGGAAGGGGUCAUAUUCAUUGAGGCCGAUGCUGAUGCAACACUUGAUCAAUUUAGUGGCUCUCUUCAACUUGCUCCAUUCCAAUACUCACAACAAUUCCUGUAUGAUUCAUGCUCGCAAGAAAUUACUAAUUGUCCUCUUCUAGUUAUUCAGGUCACACGACUCAAGUGCAAUGGCUUAAUCUUAGGCAUUCGGUGGAACCACAACAUGAGCGAUGCAACAGGUUUGUCACAGUUCAUGAACGCGUGGGCCGAAAUGGCUCGAGGUGCACGCAAGCCUUCGAUUGCACCAGUGUGGCGCAGGGACCUUCUAAUGGCAAGAGACCCACCACGCAUUACAUGCCACCAUCGUGAAUUCGAGCAAGUCCUAGGAACCAACGAAAGGACCAUUUCAUACGACAACAUGCUUCAUCGACCAUUCUUCUUUGGACCCACCGAGGUAGCCGCCAUUCGUCGCUUGGUUCCCCACCACCUUCGGAAUUGCACCACUUUCGACGUGAUCACGGCAUGCUUAUGGCGCUGUCGCACAAAAGCAUUGCGAAUAGAUGCAGACGAGGAUGUUAGCAUGAUGUGCAUCGUCAACGCGCGUGCGAGGUUCAAUCCUCGGAUACCCGUUGGUUACUACGGCAACGUUUUUGCAUACCCCGCAGCAGUCACCACCGCAAGGAAGCUUUGCGAAAAUCCUUUUGGGCACGCCGUGGAGAUGAUAAAGAGAGUGAAAAAAGAGGUGACGGAGGAGUACAUGCAUUCCGUGGCAGAUCUAAUGGUGCUUAAAGGACGACGCAUGUUCACAAGAACUAUGAGGUCUUGUAUCGUGUCGGAUUUGACGAGUAUUGGGCUUAGAGAUGUGGAUUUUGGAUGGGGCAAGGCGGUGUCUAGUGGAAUGGCUAAAGGUGGAACUGGUGACUUUCCUGGGACAACCCCUUUCUAUGCGCAUAAGAAUGCCAAAGGAGAAGAAGGGGUAGUGGUACCACUUUGGUUGCCUGCUGAGGCUAUGAGUAGGUUUGUGAAAGAGUUGGAUGACAUGGUUGGGAACCAAAACCAACCCCCAACAAGUGGUUCUUCUUUUAUCAGGUCUACCUUCUAGAGUUGAACUUGAAGCUUAUACCAAGCUAGGUCAUAAUAAUUUGGAAGGUGCUCAAGAAAAUUUUACUUUACUAUGAAAAUAUAAUAUUCAAUAAAUGUAUCCGUAGAAGGAUUUGUUUGGGUAAACUCUGUA